AUGAAUUCAACGUCACAUCGCCGUUCUGUCGAGAAGGAAGUACGUAACUCAACAACCCUCACACGCAAUGAUCCACCUGAACCAACAGCAAGUCCACGAUGCAGUUUCUUUCGAUGUAAACGUAUGUCUGAUAGAGGUUCUAAACUCUCUGUGACUUCAGCUAAAAGUCGUUCGUCAUCAAGUAGUAGUGAUAGUACUUCUCGUCAACCAUCACUUCCCCAUACAAUUACAGAGCGACACGGCGGUCAAGAAUUAUGGGUGAAAGCACCUGUUGUUUCUGGCUCGCUGGAAAAGCGUGGCUUUCGUUGGCGUAAGAAAUGGAAAUUACGCUUUCUUGAAUUAGAUGGACGACAAUUGGUGUACUAUGAAGAUUCUGGGGGAUUCAGUGCUACUACAGCGACUACUAGUGGUACAAGAAAGAAUCGAAAAGCCAAGAAGAAAGUGAUGCUCACAGCUGAUGCAAAACUUGAGGAAGUUGACGAAACAACAAUAAGUAUUAUACCAGCGUUGAAUGAACAGCCGUGGUUGCUUCGUGCAAAAGAUGCUGCUACAAAACAACGUUGGCUUAUUGCUCUUUCAGAUUGUAUUGACAUUGUUGUGUGGUUACAACACUAUAAACUAGGAGAAGUUGUGGGAGUUGGAGGCAAUGGAGUCGUACAAAAACUUGAGGAUGAACGGGAUGGUACAAUAUAUGCCAUGAAAAUUUUGGAUGUCGCUAAAUUUCGUCAUCGAGAACAAGUUGUGGCUGAAGUGGACAUUAUGCGCAAUAUAACGAAUAACAUUAAACAUCCGAAUCUUGUCAAGAUUCAUAAAGUUUAUGAAGAGCAGAGAAAAGUUUAUAUUAUCCAAGAAAUGUGUAACGGCGGCGAAUUGUACGAUCGGGUCGUCCAGCGUGGCAAAUACUCAGAGACUGAUGCGGCCAACAUUAUGCAUCAACUCGUCUCGGCGUUGCAUGCCCUACAUUCGCAUAACAUUCUUCAUCUUGACAUCAAACCCGAGAAUAUUCUCUUUGCGAGUAAAGAUCCUGACUCCAAGAUUCUUCUCACAGACUUUGGACUUGCACGAAUGAUUAAUGGCAAGCAAAAUCCUUUGGAUCAAGGACAAUCAAUGGCUGGUACAAUUGGUUAUAUGGCCCCCGAAGUCAUUUCAUCGCACGCAUACAGCGAAGCCGCCGAUGUGUUUAGUGCCGGUGUUAUCCUUUUUAUUCUUUUAGUAGGGUAUCCACCGUUCUAUGGCGAUUCGGAAGUUGAGAUUCUACUUAAGGUUGCUCGAGGAGAUUUCACGUUUGACCCGCACGAUUGGCGUCACAUUACCGAGUCGGUCAAGGAACUCGUGGCUCGAAUGUUGGAAGUGCAUGCUCAAAAUCGAAUUACACUUGAUGAAGUGUUAGCGCAUCCGUGGAUCACGCGAUCUGGUGUUGGUAGUGGCGACAACGACAUAAAGGAGCGAGACCUUACUUCCAGCAUGAUGACGAGACUCCAACGAUUUAAUAUUGAUCGCAAGUCGAAGAAUAUGGGCACAAUGGCCUUAAUGCUUCUUGAUGUUGAUGAAGCUGAUUUUCAUGCUCUUAUGGAUGAAAAGGCGAUUCAAGUAAUGCUCCAAAAACUUUCAGUUGAAGGCCAUGACCGCCUUCCACUAGAAAAAGCAUCCGUUAUUUUCAAGGGACUUGGUCUGUCACCUUAUAUCGAUGAAGUGUUGUUCGUGCAGUUUCUAGACCGGGAUCAUGAUGGGUAUAUCAAUGCCUGUGACUUUUGUGAAGGCAUUCGUGCCUUGCGAAAUUAUGACCCGUCGUUCGCAGCGAUGGUGUUCUCGGCUAUUCAGAAGAUUUACUCGCUUGAGGACAAAAGUGCUGAACGUGAACAAAUUAAUGAGACGGCAGUGCUCACGCGUGAUCAUUUUCGUGUCGCGUUUAGUAAACUUAAUUGUCCGGGCCCGCUCAUUGAAGUAUUUUUCAAGCACGUUGACGAGCAGCAUCAUGUCGAAGCAUCCGACAACUUAACAACGUCUUGGUCGGUGAAUGAAGCCGAGUUCGCGACACUGUUCUCCAACUUUUCUUUUCUUGGCAUGCUGUUUUUAAGGACAUGCCAUGCCAGUGUUAUGUCGAUGGUCAAGUCAAACAGUGGUCCUGCCAUGCAGCGUACCUCUGAGGUAUCAGUUACCCAACCAUAA
Plasmopara halstedii is the source of this 2169-nucleotide messenger RNA. RefSeq names its product camk protein kinase. Gene Ontology annotation, molecular function: protein kinase activity; ATP binding. Gene Ontology annotation, biological process: protein phosphorylation. The transcript has a single exon. The record is from RefSeq and is a predicted model, not a curated record. Lineage: Eukaryota; Oomycota; Peronosporomycetes; Peronosporales; Peronosporaceae. Bases 1 to 2169 code for a protein of 722 amino acids.